Emiliania huxleyi CCMP1516 is the source of this 1225-nucleotide messenger RNA. RefSeq lists its product as hypothetical. Bases 1 to 930 code for a protein of 309 amino acids. The record is from RefSeq and is a predicted model, not a curated record. Lineage: Eukaryota; Haptophyta; Isochrysidales; Noelaerhabdaceae. The transcript has 5 exons.
AUGUCGCUGGACCUCGUCGAGCUCGAGGAGAACUUGCGGCCGGCGCGCGUGGGCGGCUGGAAGGGAGACGAGUGCCGGAACCGGCCCCGAGGGCUCUCGGAACCUCCCUAUCAGGCGCGCGAAGCAGAAGACAAGGCCGAGCUCGAGGCGGCGGCCUGGUGUGGGUCGGAGGAGCUGCGCACGCUGCACUUGCAGCCAGUUGGGCAGGGCGCGGCGCAGGGCGCUGGGCGGGCUCGGAGCCUCUCGAGCCCUUACAACACAGGGGGGUCGGUCUCCCGAGAGGCCUCCCCCGAGGACGAGAAGGGGCCCGGCGUGCCGUGGGCCCUCCAGCUGCCGCCGUCGCCCGAGUCUGACCAGACUCGGCGCCGCAGCCGCGGCUACUCGGAAGGCGCCAGGGUGUUGCGCGAUUUGUGGAACCGCAACGUCGAGUGCUACCAGUUUCCGGUGCCGCCGGAGCCGAAGGUGCCGCGCGGGUACUUGGUGUUUGCGGAGCAGAACGGCGGCUGUUUUGAGCUGCGGUGGAGCGGCGCGCUUGCUGCUUUCACCCCAAGCCAGCCGGUGCCCACUUUCAAGCUGACGAACAACGGCGGCCGGUCGGAGCUCUGCCGGGCGGUCGGCGGCCCGAACGUGAAGAAGUUCUACCGCGGCUGGCUGCAGUACAUCAAGCUUGCGGCGCAGAGCGGCGCGCGGCUCGCGAUCCACUCCAAUGUCGCCAAGCAGCCCGUCGCGAUCUACGUGAUGCUCAGGGGCGACUCCACCAUCGUGCCGCUCAAGGUGGGGGGGGAGGCGGUGCCGCUCGGUGGCGUCUUUGCUGUGGCCGUCGUUGGUGCGCGGAACGACGGCCUCCGCGGCGUGCGCCAGCUCGAGCCGCAGGUCUUUUUGUCGAUCGGGGACAAGAUCGGCGCAUCGAUGCCGCUCGGUGAGAGGUAGGUAGAGUCCAUCCACGUCGAGUACUAUGCGUGGGGCGGCGAGAGCGGGUGCAUGGGGCGCGCGCGGCGCGGCGAUCAGCAUCGUGGCCAGCCUUCGUCGCGAGCGGUUCGCCGGCCGGAGAUGCGUCUUGAUAAUGGGAGAUGACUCGCUGAUCCGGAGAGGCAUCCUCUCUAGUCUCUGGAGGGGAGAAUUGGUUGAGAGAUUUGGUCGUGGGUGGCCGCGCGUCGGUAAAGGACGACGCGCGGACGUGUUUUGUACGGGCUACGGCAUUCCUUGUAUCUCUCUUACUCUUGGU